Messenger RNA from Phoenix dactylifera (date palm), 2188 nucleotides. Its product is annotated as indole-3-acetic acid-amido synthetase GH3.8. NCBI's taxonomy places the organism in Eukaryota, Viridiplantae, Streptophyta, Magnoliopsida, Arecales, Arecaceae. Gene Ontology annotation, molecular function: acid-amino acid ligase activity. Gene Ontology annotation, cellular component: cytoplasm. The record is from RefSeq and is a predicted model, not a curated record.
UCCUCCUCUCUCUCUCUCUCUCUCUUACUCUCUUUAGCUCUCGAUAUCUCUCGUUAAUUUAAUCUCGAGAUUAAUUAAGUUAGUUAGCAAUGGCUGUGGAGACGACCGUUUCAACACCGCUGGGACCGGCGGCAUGCGAGAAUGAUGCGAAGAAGCUUCAGUUUAUCGAGGAGACGACGGCGAACACGGAUAAGGUGCAGGAGAAGGUCCUGGCGGAGAUUUUAAGCCGGAACGCCGAGACGGAGUAUUUGCAGAGGUAUAAGUUAGGGGGGGCGACGGACCGGGACGCGUUCAAGGCGAAGCUCCCGGUUGUGACCUACGAGGACCUGCAGCCGGAGAUCCAAAGGAUCGCAAACGGCGACCGGUCGGCUAUUCUCUCGGCCCACCCUAUCUCGGAGUUCCUCACCAGUUCUGGGACUUCGGCUGGGGAGAGGAAGUUGAUGCCCACCAUUCAAGAGGAAUUGGACCGGCGUCAGCUGCUCUACAGCCUUCUCAUGCCGGUCAUGAACAUAUACGUGCCUGACCUAGACAAGGGAAAGGGCCUCUACUUCCUCUUCAUCAAGGCCGAGACCAAGACCCCCGGCGGCCUCACCGCCCGGCCGGUCCUCACCAGCUACUACAAGAGCGACCACUUCAAGCGCCGCCCCUUCGACCCCUACAACGUCUACACCAGCCCCACCGCCGCCAUCCUCUGCGCCGACUCCUUCCAGAGCAUGUACUCCCAGAUGCUCUGCGGCCUCCUCCGGCGCCUCGAGGUCCUCCGCGUCGGCGCCGUCUUUGCCUCCGGCCUCCUCCGCGCCAUCCGCUUCCUCCAGCUUCACUGGCGGGACCUCUCCAGCGACAUCGCCACCGGCACCCUCAACCCGAGGAUCACCGACCCCUCGGUCCGAGACGCCGUGGCCGAGCUCCUCCGCCCCGACCCCGCCCUCGCCCAAUUCAUCACCUCCGAGUGCUCCACCGACAGCUGGGCCUGCAUCAUCACCAGAAUCUGGCCCAACACCAAGUACCUCGACGUCAUCGUCACCGGAGCCAUGGCGCAGUACAUCCCGACCCUCGAGUACUACAGCGGCGGCCUCCCGAUGGCCUGCACCAUGUACGCGUCCUCGGAGUGCUACUUUGGCCUCAACCUCAAGCCUAUGUGCAAGCCUAGCGAGGUCUCCUACACCAUCAUGCCCAAUAUGGCCUACUUCGAAUUCCUCCCCCACAAGCCCUCCUCCAUGACCGGACCAAAUUCCAUCAAACUUGUCGACCUAGCCAACGUCGAGAUCGGUAAGGAGUACGAGCUGGUGAUCACGACAUAUGCUGGGCUAUACCGUUACCGAGUCGGGGAUAUACUAAGAGUGACCGGGUUCCACAACACGGCGCCGCAGUUCCGGUUCAUAAGAAGGAAGAACGUCCUGCUGAGCAUCGAGUCGGAUAAGACCGACGAGGCGGAGCUGCAGGCGGCCGUGGAUCGGGCGUCGGCGCUGCUGCGGCCGUACGGGGCGAGCGUGGUGGAGUACACGAGCCAGGCCGACGCGCGGGCAAUCCCGGGGCACUACGUGAUAUACUGGGAGCUUCUGGUGAGGGAGGAAGGGAGGUGGCCGGAGGGGGAAGCGCUGGAGAAAUGCUGCCUGGAGAUGGAGGAGGCGAUGAACACGGUCUACCGGCAGAGCCGAGCGGCCGACGGAUCCAUUGGGCCGCUGGAGAUAAGGGUGGUCAAGGCAGGGACCUUUGAGGAGCUCAUGGACUACGCCAUUUCCAGGGGGGCCUCCAUCAACCAGUACAAGGUGCCGAGGUGUGUGAGCUUCCCGCCGGUCAUAGAGCUGCUGGACUCGAGGGUGGUGUCGGCCCACUUCAGCCCGGCCUGCCCCAAGUGGGCCCCUCAAUAGGAGCUAGUGGUAUGGGUGGGGCCCGGAGGGCAUCUCAACCAACCAAACGACGAGCUACUCCACUAGUUAUUUUAGCUGCAUGUUUGAUAGCUAAUCGGCAUCAGCGAUGCCGGCUGCUUCAGGCUUUCGGAUAACUUAAUCUGGUACUGGUUCUGUAGUGUUUGUGUUUGCUGAUCGGCGUCAACGAUGCCGGUUGCUUUAGGCUUUCGGAUAACUUAAUCGGGUGUUUCUUUUCUUUUCUGUAUUAAGAUUGUCGUGUUUGGUUGGGCUCUUGCGAGCGUUAAUUAUAAAUUAAGUGCUGUCCUUUUGGAUCCCAA